AUGCGCAUCUUCCUCUGGUUUCUAGUUGUGGGCGUGGUGGUGGGGAUGGAGAUCGAGCCAGUCGUCGAAGGCGUCGACGUAGUUUGGAGUGGCGUCGAGCGUCGACCCGAAGUGAGCGGGGUUGAACCGGUCGCCUUUCCUCGCGCACAGGGCCGCUUUGACCUCUGGACCGCCCUCCCUCCACGCGACCAGCCGCUUCCCAUUCCCGCCUAUCCGCGUGUGCGCCAGAACAAGGCGACGGUGGUUAGGGACAGGUCCUCGUUGCGCGAGGCGAUGGCUAAAAGCCCCUGGAUGGGCAAAACGACUUACGAGGUGGGCGAAUCCUCGGCCCAAGGUGCGAGCAGACAGGUGGGACAGUCGUCCAAGCAGAGCGCAAGGAGGAAGAAGAAAGGCUGUCUCGGCUGCUUCGGUUAG
Messenger RNA from Moesziomyces antarcticus, 414 nucleotides. RefSeq lists its product as uncharacterized. Lineage: Eukaryota; Fungi; Basidiomycota; Ustilaginomycetes; Ustilaginales; Ustilaginaceae. Bases 1 to 414 code for a protein of 137 amino acids. The record is from RefSeq and is a predicted model, not a curated record. The transcript has 2 exons.